This is a messenger RNA of Lodderomyces pseudojiufengensis, 2151 nucleotides long. It is a transcript of the gene SCT2, whose product is annotated as bifunctional glycerol-3-phosphate/glycerone-phosphate O-acyltransferase. Gene Ontology annotation, cellular component: endoplasmic reticulum membrane. Gene Ontology annotation, molecular function: glycerone-phosphate O-acyltransferase activity; glycerol-3-phosphate O-acyltransferase activity. The record is from RefSeq and is a predicted model, not a curated record. Gene Ontology annotation, biological process: phospholipid biosynthetic process. Lineage: Eukaryota; Fungi; Ascomycota; Pichiomycetes; Serinales; Debaryomycetaceae. The coding region runs from base 1 to 2151 and encodes 716 amino acids. The transcript has a single exon.
AUGGGGGAAUCUGAAUCAACAGCUACAAAUCCUUCAUCUUCGAACAAAUCCACAAAUUUCAUUAAUGUAUUUUUCAGAUUACUAGCAUAUGAUACAAUCACAUGGUUUUUCAAUUUAAUAAUUCAUACAUUUUUCAGAGAUGUUCAAACAAGAGGUAGUUUUAAUAUUCCACAAGAAGGUCCUAUAAUAUUUGUUAUUGCCCCACAUAAUAAUCAAUUUGUUGAUGGAUUAGUUGUUAUGACAAAAGUAAAAGAAAUUAGUAGUAGAAGAAUUUCAUUUUUAAUUGCUAAAAAAUCUUAUAAUAAAAGAAUUAUUGGUGAUGCUGCUAAAUUAUGUGGUGCUAUACCUGUUGAAAGAGCUCAAGAUUUAUUAAAACCAGCAAUUGGUGAAAUUAUGGUUGAUUCUAAUGAUGAUAAAAUUAUAAUUGGAAAAGAAACAAAUUUUACAAAACAAUGUCAAUCAAAGGGAUUAAUUGGAUUACCUGAUAAUUUAGGUAAUACUAAAGUAUCAGAAAUUAUUGAUGAUACAAAAUUAAUUUUAAAAAGACCUUUCACUUCAUCAAAUAAAGAAACUCAAGAUAAAAUAAAUACUGUAUUAAAAAAUGGUACCAAAUUUAAAACUGCAUCUCAAUUUGAUAAUCAUGUUGUUUUUCAAAAUGUAUUUAAUCAUUUAAAUCAAGGUGGAGUAUUAGGAAUAUUUCCUGAAGCAACAAGUCAUGAUCGUUUACAAUUUAUUCCAUUAAAAUCAGGAGUAGCAAUAUUUGCAUUAGGUGCUGUAUCUCAACAAAUUGAAAAAUUUCAAAAUGGAGAAAUUAAUCAAAUCACACCAGUUAGAGUUGUACCAAUUGGUUUAAGUUAUUUUCAUCCUCAUAAAUUUAGAUCAAGAGUUGUAAUGGAAUUUGGUAAACCAAUUAUAGUUGAUCAAAAUUUAGCCCAGGAAUAUAAUGAAAAUUCAAAAGAUUCAAUAAAUAAAUUAAUGAAACAUAUUGAAUUUAAAUUAAAAGAAGUUACAAUGAAUUGUAAUGAUUAUGAAACUUUAAUGGUUUUACAAGCUGCAAGAAGAUUAUAUACUUCUGGUAAUAGAAAAAAUAUUCCAUUACCAAUGGUUAUUGAAAUGAAUAGAAGAUUAAUAAAAGGUUAUGAACAAUAUAAAGAUCAACCUGAUGUAAAAGAAUUAAAAAAUUCAGUAUUAGAAUAUAAUAAACAGUUAAUGAGAUUGAAUUUACAUGAUCAUCAAGUAGAAUCAUUAAAUAGAUCAACAAGAAUUCAUAAUAUUUGGAUGUUUUCAAAAAGAUUUUUUACAUUUAUUUUAUUUAUGUCAUUAAGUUUACCAGGAAUUAUAUUAUUUGGUCCAAUUUUUAUAAUCGCCAAACGAAUUUCCAAAAUUAAAGCCAAAGAAGCAUUAGCUAAUUCAACAGUUAAAAUAAAAGCAAAAGAUGUUAUAAGUAGUUGGAAAAUUUUAGUUGCAAUGGUAUUAGCUCCAAUGUUAUAUAGUUUUUGGUCAAUUAUUGGUACAAUUAUUAUAAUAAAAUUUAAAAUAUUAGGAAAAUAUCAACCAUCAUAUAUUUUUAUAUUUUUAUAUUUUUAUUGUUGGGCUAUAUUAACAACUUAUGCAUCUUUAAGAAUUGGAGAAAUUGGAGUUGAUUAUUAUAAAUCUUUAACACCAUUAUUUUUAUCAAUUUUAAGUAUAAAUCAAGAUAAUUUUCAAAUUGAAAAAUUAAAAAAUACAAGAAAUGAAUUAAGAAUUAAAGUAAAUGAAUUUUGUGAUAAAUAUGGUCCUGGUAUAUUUAAAGAUUAUGAUGAAUUUUAUAAAAAAUAUAAUAAAAUUGAUGAUGAAGAUGGUGAUGAAGAAGAAUAUGAAAUAAUUUCAAACGAAACUGUGUCCAAUCAAAAUAAAUUGAAUAGACAAAUUAGUGGUUCAUCAGAUUCGGAUCCUGAAAAUGUAUCAAACAUUCCUAUUAUGGCUACUUCUGAUCUGGACCACGGUGAUGAACAUAGUCCAAUUAGAAGUAACGAACCAGAAGAAGCAGAAGAACAAGGAAAAUUUAAUAAAGAAACUUCUGAAGUUGUUACAAACAAUAAUAAUGAUGAUGAUGAUAGUGUUCAAGUAAGAUUAAGAAAAUCAAUGAAAGAUAAACAAUUCGAUGAAUAA